UUUGGGAAAGGGAAAACUGAGUAUGAAACGCUGCGUUUUCACUUUUUCUUUGUUUCAGACUCACACCACAUGUUAGAGUCUUGAAAUAAGAAUAAGACUUAAGAGCUAAAAAAUCGCGUGUUUUUCGAGAGGGAAUGGACGCGCUUGGAUUUGGGAGUGGAUUUAGCGGCUUCUGGAAGUGGAAUCCGUCACCGGAAUCUCGACGGCGUCGUAUUCGCUCUAAUUCGACUUCGCCUGGUUCCAUCGUCGGAGGUGGUUAUCAGUUCCCGGUGAAGCAGGCGAUAACAGCCGCCUCCCUCGCCCUUACUGGUGACACAAUUGCUCAGAUCAGUAACCGUUGGAGCAAAGCCAAAGAGACGGAUGAAAAUGCCUCUCAGGAUGUAUUGUCGAGGCUUCUUUCGGAACACGAUUUGCUACGUGCUCUGCGAAUGACUUCCUAUGGAUUCCUUUUCUAUGGUCCUGGUUCUUUCGCCUGGUACCAGUUGCUUGAUCAUUGUCUCCCUAAACCAAAUGUCCAGAACCUAAUGCUAAAGGUUUUACUAAACCAGAUUGUGUUGGGUCCGUGUGUCAUUGCGGUUGUCUUUGCGUGGAAUAAUUUAUGGCAACAGAAGCUCUCAGAGCUUCCAGAAAAAUACAGAAGAGAUGCUCUGCCAGCUUUACUUUAUGGGUUUAGAUUUUGGGUCCCUGUCAGUGUGUUAAACUUCUGGUACGCGUAUUCACAUGCAUGAUUUAGCAUUCAAUUAUUCUACUAAUUAUUCUAGUUAUUUGUGGUUUGAAUUGCUUAGACAUUGAUGAGUC
Lathyrus oleraceus (garden pea) is the source of this 798-nucleotide messenger RNA. RefSeq lists its product as uncharacterized. The transcript is spliced from 4 exons. The record is from RefSeq and is a predicted model, not a curated record. Gene Ontology annotation, cellular component: cytoplasm; membrane. The coding region runs from base 135 to 728 and encodes 197 amino acids. NCBI's taxonomy places the organism in Eukaryota, Viridiplantae, Streptophyta, Magnoliopsida, Fabales, Fabaceae.